Entelurus aequoreus (snake pipefish) is the source of this 1156-nucleotide messenger RNA. RefSeq names its product prohibitin (gene phb1). NCBI's taxonomy places the organism in Eukaryota, Metazoa, Chordata, Actinopteri, Syngnathiformes, Syngnathidae. Bases 186 to 1001 code for a protein of 271 amino acids. Gene Ontology annotation, biological process: mitochondrion organization. The record is from RefSeq and is a predicted model, not a curated record. Gene Ontology annotation, cellular component: membrane; mitochondrion. The transcript is spliced from 7 exons.
GGCCGGAAGUCACCCACAUGAAACGCCGUAGUCAACCGGAAGUAAAGAAGACCGUAGAAGAAGAACACGACGUUGCCUCACCCUCUGCGCAGGCGCAGUGUUGGAGAUAAGCUUCAUAUGCUGCACGUUUUGUCCGGUGGAGGUCACGGACGUCGGAAUUAAACGCAGUCAAUUAGAGUCUCACAAUGGCGAAGUUAUUCGAGUCCAUUGGUAAGCUGGGGCUGGCCCUGGCUGUUGGUGGAAGUGUGGUGAACUCUGCCCUUUUCAACGUGGACGCAGGGCACGAGGCAGUGAUAUUUGACAGAUUCAGAGGAGUCCAAGAUGUUGUCGUCGGGGAGGGCACUCACUUCCUCAUCCCGUGGGUGCAGAAGCCAAUCAUUUUUGAUUGCCGUUCCCGUCCGCGGAACGUGCCCGUCAUCACAGGAAGCAAAGAUCUACAGAACGUCAACAUCACGCUGCGUAUUCUCUUCCGGCCAGUGAGCAACCAGCUGCCGCGGAUCUUCACAAGCAUCGGCGAGGAUUAUGAUGAAAGGGUGCUGCCGUCUAUCACCACCGAAGUCCUCAAGGCCGUAGUGGCUCGGUUCGACGCGGGCGAGCUCAUCACCCAGAGAGAGCUGGUGUCUCGGCAGGUCAGCGAGGAUCUCACAGAGCGAGCCUCCACCUUCGGCCUCAUCCUCGACGACGUCUCACUGACACACUUGACGUUCGGCAAAGAAUUCACAGAGGCUGUGGAGAUGAAGCAGGUGGCCCAACAGGAAGCUGAGAGGGCCCGCUUCGUUGUCGAGAAGGCUGAACAACAAAAGCAGGCCGCCAUCAUUUCGGCCGAGGGCGAUUCCCAGGCUGCCUUGCUCAUCGCCAACUCCCUCAUGGAGGCGGGCGACGGCCUGGUGGAGCUGCGUAAGCUGGAGGCGGCCGAGGACAUCGCUUUCCAGCUGUCCCGCUCCCGAAAUGUCACAUACCUGCCGUCAGGACAGGGGACCUUGCUGCAGCUGCCCCAGUGAGGACCCUGCCACUGACCGCCGUCCGUUUGAAUAAACGCCUGGUGGAAAAUAGCUUUUCUUUUGUUUGUAAUGCAGUUUGUUCUCAAAUACUAAACAGUUUAUGGUGCGCUGAGCACGGCACUUGUGGAAAUAAAAUGUCAUGGAGAUUAAAAAAA